AUGUUGGCGUCUCGAGCCCCAACAACAUCUGCCAGCAACUGCCACUCGCCCCCCUUCCCUCCCCCCACCAUGUCCCCGCUCCCGUCCCCCGCCCCCCAGCUCCCGCCGUCCCACCGCCACAAACAGAAACAACUUACAAUCGGCAUCGCUGCUGGCGCCGAAGACGCAAAGUACCAUGCGAAAUACAAGGAGCUCAAGCGGAAAGUAAAGGACAUCGAAUCCGACAACGACAAAAUACACUUCAAGGUCCUCCAAGCCAAAGUGAGCAUCCGGCGGAUGAAAAUGGAACGGGCAAUAUUAUACGAGCGUCUAUCCACCGUCCCCGCGUCUCCUCCCGGUGUCGCCGAUCGCCACGCCCUCCCACCGCCCCACCUAGCCAACGCCCAUCCCCACCAUGCUCAUGCUCAUCCCCACGGCCACUCCCAGUCGGCACCACCACCACUCGCUCCCCAUCAGCCUCCGCCUCGCAAUCUGCCUGCAGCCCUCCCCAGCAGCGGCCAUCACCACCGCGAAAUGCGCGAUCACCCAUCUGCAGUGGUGGAUCUGGAUCAGCAUCACCCAAGAGAGGAGCAGCAGCAGCAGCAGCAGCAGCAUGCUCGUACCCCAAGCCAUGCCAAUCGUGGAGGCGGAGGUGUAGGCGGGGGACAGCCAGUGAUGGAGGGAAGGCCGGCCCCGGCGACAGGCAUGGACAGCGCGACAGUGGCGUCGUCGCCCCAUAUGUUGGUGCACUCUCCGAGGCGUGUCUCGUCCGGAGGAGGUCCAGGACAAGACACGACCACCAGUGGUGGCCGCCACCACAACCUGGCGCCACUCGGCCAACUCCCCCCCGUUCAGCACCAGCAACAUUCGUACGAGGGCAGCGCGCGGGGACACGCGAACGCGCAUGCCAGUCCUCCUUUGCAUCACGCCCACCCAAGUUCAUCCCACACGCAUACGCAUUCUCAUUCGCACUCGCAUCACACGCGCGACAGGUCUCACUCGUCAUCUCGCUCGCGCUCGCACCACCAUCACCACCAGGUGGCCCCUCAGCAGACCUCUUACCGCUCCGGAGCCGCACCACCAGCCCACCCGCACCAUCAGUACCCCGAAAGUUUACCGCCUGUCCAGCAGCCUCUGCACAGCCCUCUGCUCUCCGAUCGCGAACGGGAAAGUCACAGGGAAAGGGAAAGGGAGAGAGACAGAGAUAGCAGGUCAAGACGGACCGAGCAUCACGAGUACCCCUCAGCUCCGCCGCCUCCGUCUGUCAUGCAGCAGCACGGCGAUUCGCACUCGGCCCCGGGGUCGGCCCCACUGGGGCCCUAUGACCGCCACCCGAGCCACAGCAGCGCGGCAAGCACCCAACUCUCGCCCCGCCCCUUCGGCGGCAGGAUCCACUCCCACCAACGCCUCGGCCCGGGCACCUACAUCAGCAGAGACGAGUACGGCGACAAGCAGCGCGAGCGCGACCUCGAGCGCGAACGCGAGUGGGAAAGGGAAAGGGAGCGGGCGAGGGAGUACAAUAAUCGGUCGCACCACCAGCACCACCAGCAGUCCCAGCAGCAGCACGGGCCGCCGCCCCCGCACUCGCACUCGCCGCAUUCUGUGCAUAGGUCGCGCAGCGAGUACGAGCACCCGCAGGCGUAUUAUCCUGAUAUGCAUGGCCCGCCGAGUGGGGGACAUUACCCUCCGACGAGGCUGGCGCGUUCGGACACGCCUGGUUCGGGCUCUGCGUCGGGAGAACGCGACGAUUACUACGAACGCGAACGCGAACGCACUGCUCAUACGCGUUCCUCUUCCUCGUACAGGCUUCGCCCAGUUUCCCAGACUCAAAAUAACGCGCCAGGCGAAGAUGCACCUGGGGGCCCAGAUCCUUCUUCUGCGUCGAACACGAACGCGUUCCACGAAGAUGGCAGAUCCCAGACGCGCGUUGAUCGAAGCAGUGCGGCCGCAGGACCGACCUCAGCUGGUCCCGGCUCUGGCUCAGCACCGUCAGCAGGAAACUCAAACGCAAACGCUAAUGCUGCUAAUGUUAGCAGUGGUGCCCGUGCCACCAGUCCACCUGGGGUUGGCGGCGGCGGCAAUUACGCAAUAGCUGAAAGGCCUCCAUUGGAAUCGAGGAAACGCAGCCGGAACGAGAUGGACGUGGAUAGCGAUAAUGACGCAGCAGCAGCGGGCGAUGGAGGUGGAGGGAGAGCAGGCGGCUACGCCUCGGGAAGGCUGCACGAUGAUAGGGGCUCGAAACGCUAUCACCGCGACCACCAACACCACCACCAUACUCGAAGGAGCCUCGAUAACCACGAGGACGCCCGAAUGGGUCCUUCGUGA
Messenger RNA from Cyclocybe aegerita, 2304 nucleotides. Lineage: Eukaryota; Fungi; Basidiomycota; Agaricomycetes; Agaricales; Hemipholiotaceae. The record is from the annotation of a GenBank genome assembly.